UUGACCUCUGACCUUACAAGCUCUGGUAUUAAAAUUCAACUUGAAAUGGAGUUUAGUAAAAGUAAAAAGAAUGUCAGGGCCCAUCUAGGAGACUAUCCAACCAGGCUCCAGCUGUACAAGACUCCUCCAAACGAGACCAUCAGUCUAAAAGAGUUUGAAGAGCUGGCAGAGCAGAGACUUAAAAUGCUUCAGAAAUUAGACAAUAUUCGUCAGAGGGCCUCACGAGAAGGGAAGCACAAAGGAGACGAGAAUUAUAUCAAGGACGUCAAGACUGGACCACUCAAAGACAUGCCACUUACUCGUUUGCCUGAUGAUUCCACAAAAGAAAAAAAUCACAGUGUCAUCGCUAAGGUUGUGGGAGAGCGGAGGAGAGACCACCUCUCACACUACAUACUCCGGCUGGCCUACUGUAGAACGGAGGACAUGAGGCGGUGGUUUCUGGGGCUGGAAACAGAGUUGCUGAGAAUGAGAUUUAGAGAAUUGUUAGGGUUUUCCGAGCGAGCAGAGUUCUUUAACAGCUACAAAGAUGACUUCAACUUUGAUGUUGUCAGUAGGGAAGACAGUGAGCUGAAGGAUGAAGAACUGAAUUUCUAUCAAAAUAAUCCUGACAGCUUCUACAUUGUACCAUUUGCUGACGCCCUGGACUUGGUUCAGAGCAGACAAGUGGUCAUCAAGAGUGGCGCUGUGUACAUACCCGUCAACAAUGAGGAAAUGAUUGCUCGUUUGGUGUGCAACAAGUUCAGACAGAAGCUUUCUGAGGAACUAGUGAAGACCCGCAACCACCUACCAGUGGUGGAUGAUGAUGAGAGGAUUGCCCCCAUGCUCAAGACCAUCAAACAUCGCUACCUUGGUGAGGACUUCUCCAGUGUGGGAGAGAAUCUGCAGGGAAGCAUCUCACUGGCCCAGAUUGACUCCGUCUCGAAGCAGUCCUUUCCUCCCUGUAUGAGAAGCUUGCAUGAAACCCUGCGCAAAGAACACCAUCUGAGGCACUUCGGUCGUCUACAGUACGGACUGUUCCUCAAGAGCAUUGGACUCACACUGGACCAAGCUAUGGCCUUCUGGAGAGCAGAGUUUGUCAAAAAAAUGGAACCAGAGAAGUUUGAGAAGCAGUAUGCAUACAAUGUGAGACACAGCUAUGGUAAAGAGGGCAAGAGGGCCAACUACACUCCCUACAGUUGCCUCAAGAUCAUUCUCUCCAACAACCCAGGCCAGGGAGACCAUCACGGGUGUCCUUUUCGUCACUGGGAUGAUAGUCACAUUCGACAGAUGCUCACCACUCAUGGAGUUUCACAUAAAGGAGUCACUAACAUCACCGCCUAUCUGAAGGAUGGCCACUAUCAACUAGCCUGUCAGAAGUACUAUGAGAUCACUCAUGCUAUUGAAGCUGCCCCUUUCAGUUUGGAGCACCCCUCUCAGUAUUUCCGGGAGAGCCGAAUGCAGCGUGGGCACACUGGUGGUAAACAAGAGACAAGACUGCCAACUGUAAAGACUGAAGUGAAAGCAGAGGAUGAUUUUUGUGGAGAUAUAUCAAUUCAAGACAUGCAGAACUUUGAAGAAGAAAUGGACCAAUUCUAGCUAUGUUCUAGUUAUAUCCUACACCACCUGUACCACAUGCUCUCUGUUAUCUUUCUGUUUUGUUGGAUUUACUGUGCUGCUGUAUGUACUGUACUAGCUGCUGUACUGUGCUACACCUCCACGCCUACAUUUAUUACAUUUAA
Messenger RNA from Halichondria panicea, 1718 nucleotides. RefSeq names its product DNA primase large subunit-like. Gene Ontology annotation, cellular component: alpha DNA polymerase:primase complex. The coding region runs from base 46 to 1575 and encodes 509 amino acids. Lineage: Eukaryota; Metazoa; Porifera; Demospongiae; Suberitida; Halichondriidae. Gene Ontology annotation, biological process: DNA replication initiation; DNA replication, synthesis of primer. The transcript is spliced from 11 exons. The record is from RefSeq and is a predicted model, not a curated record.